AUGCCAGGCCCCCAGGGGGCCGGAGGAGCCCCCACCAUGAGCUUCGGCAAGCUCUCGCCUGUGGGCUGGGUGUCCAGCUCGCAGGGGAAGAGGAGGCUGACAGCAGACAUGAUCAGCCCCCCACUCGGGGACUUCCGCCACACCAUGCACGUUGGCCGUGGCGGUGACGUCUUUGGUGACACCUCCUUCCUCAGCAACCAUGGAGGCAUCUCUCGGGGCACACACCGCUCGCCCCGCGGCUUCCUGGCCAGGAAGCUGCAGCUGGUGCGGAGAGUGGGGACGCCACCCCGGAGGAUGGCCUCCCCGCCUGCACCCUCACCCGCCCCACCCGCCAUCUCCCCCAUCAUCAAGAAUGCCAUCUCCCUGCCCCAGCUCAACCAGGCGGCCUAUGACAGCCUUGUGGUCAGCAAGCUCAGCUUUGACAACAGCCCUACCGUCUCCACAGAUGGCAACUCCAGUUACGGCCUGGACUCUGGGUUCUGCACCAUGUCCCGCCUGCCGCGCCCGGAAAAGCCUCGAGACCGUGACGGAGACCGUGAUAGCUCCUUCCCGUCUGAGCCUGAACUCCGCCGCUCUGACUCCCUCUUGUCCUUCCGCCUUGACCUUGACCUUGGGCCCUCCCUCCUCACUGAGCUGCUGGGGGUCAUGAGCCUCUCAGAAGCCCCUGCAGCGGAGACCUCAGCCCCAGCAUCCAUCACAAACCCUCCAGCUCCCACCGCAAACCCCCCAGCCCCAGUCCCUGCCACAAACCCCCUGCCCCAAGGACGCUGCCCCAACGGGGUAACCACUGGGUCAGGCCCAGGGACUGAGGCAAGGCCCAACCCAGUGCAAGAGGGUCCCUGUGCACCUGGUGACAUGACCCCCGGCAGGGGCUUAGGGGACAGCCACUACCACACCAAGAUGGAUGCCUGGCGGGAGCUGGCAGAGGAGCCUCCCCCAGUGCGGGCCUCCUGGGAGAGCCUGAACGAAGAGUGGGGGGCCUCCCAGGCUGGCAGCAGGGCCCCGGUGCCCAGCACAGUCCAAGCAAAUGCCUUUGUGUUUGCUGAUGCUGAGGAAGACGAUGAGGUCAAGGUGUGA
This is a messenger RNA of Trichechus manatus latirostris (Florida manatee), 1077 nucleotides long. RefSeq names its product CDC42 effector protein 1 (gene CDC42EP1). Gene Ontology annotation, biological process: positive regulation of actin filament polymerization; regulation of cell shape; positive regulation of pseudopodium assembly. Gene Ontology annotation, molecular function: small GTPase binding. NCBI's taxonomy places the organism in Eukaryota, Metazoa, Chordata, Mammalia, Sirenia, Trichechidae. The transcript has 2 exons. Gene Ontology annotation, cellular component: membrane; cytoplasm. Bases 1 to 1077 code for a protein of 358 amino acids. The record is from RefSeq and is a predicted model, not a curated record.